CGGCACGGCAAGCAUCAUCACUUUUUCUGGAUCAUAAUUAGCAAUUACAAUAACAUAAUCUCUUUUAUUUUUUUAUUGUGAAAGUUAAAUGGUUGUAUGUUUUUGACUAGUUAUUACGAUGUGAAUCAGUGAAUCAAAUAAUUUACGAUUUUGAAAGAAAUUAUGAGACGGACGUCCCCUUGGGAGGGCCCAAGGGGAUUUUUCAAAUUUAUUUAUUACAAUAUCGGUUAACAUUAACGUUGAGACUUGUCAAAAACCAUGACUCCUAAUCCGGACUCCACCGAAGUCUUAUCAAAAGACUCCGGCCCUCCACCUUUGGAGAAGCUGGUGGCUCCACAAGCUGGGCCGAGGAAGUACCAGUUUGUGUACUUGAACAUGAUGACUCAUGGCUACUGGCAUUUAUCAGCCAUUUAUGGUCUCUACUUGAGUUUCACUACUGCUAAAUGGGCCACGUUGAUAUUCGCACUCUUCAUAUUCGUGAUCUCCAAAAUUAGCGUGACAGCAGGGUCUCAUAGAUUGUGGGCGCAUAGAUCUUACAAAGCGAAACUGCCGUUGGAGAUUCUCCUAAUCAUAAUGAACUCUAUAGCCUUCCAAGAUACAGCCUUCACCUGGGCUAGGGAUCAUCGGCUUCACCACAGACACGCUGACACGGAUGCUGAUCCACACAACUCAACCAGAGGGUUCUUCUACUCUCAUAUAGGUUGGCUUUUUGUGAAGAAACAUCCUGAAGUCGUAGCUAGAGGGAAAACAAUACCGAUUGAAGAUCUGAAGAAAAACAAGUUGCUCCAAUUCCAAAGAAAAUACGCGUUUCCACUGAUGGGCACGCUAUGUUUCUUCAUGCCAACCUUUGUGCCUGUCUACUUUUGGGGCGAGAGCGUCAUUACCGCCUGGCACAUCAACUUGCUGCGAUACGUUUGCAACCUUAACGCCAUAUUCUCAGUGAACAGCGCAGCUCACAUGUUCGGCUACAAGCCAUAUGACAAAAAGAUAGCUUCAGUCCAAAACUUGCCUGUUACGUUCGUGACUUUAGGCGAGGGUUAUCAUAAUUAUCACCACACAUACCCCUGGGAUUAUCGAGCUGCGGAAUUAGGUAACAACAAGUACAAUUUGACCACGAAAUUCAUAGAUUUCUUCGCCUGGAUCGGCUGGGCUUAUGACCUGAAAACUGUUCCUGAAGAUACAAUUAAGAUGAGAAUGGCGAGGUCUGGCGAUGGAACUGAUUUGUGGGGCUUAGAAAGGGAUGAGCUGGUAAACGGAAUUAAUAAAUAAUUUGAUACUAAAUAUGUUGAUAUGUAUGAUUAUAUGACAAUUGGAACCUGAAAGAGGUCACAAUUAUUAAUGAAAAAAAAUUCGAAUGGUUUGGUUCGUUAUACAAUAAAAUAAUUUUUCAUUCA
This is a messenger RNA of Plodia interpunctella (Indianmeal moth), 1394 nucleotides long. RefSeq names its product acyl-CoA Delta(11) desaturase. The transcript is spliced from 4 exons. Gene Ontology annotation, cellular component: endoplasmic reticulum membrane. The coding region runs from base 259 to 1269 and encodes 336 amino acids. Gene Ontology annotation, biological process: unsaturated fatty acid biosynthetic process. The record is from RefSeq and is a predicted model, not a curated record. NCBI's taxonomy places the organism in Eukaryota, Metazoa, Arthropoda, Insecta, Lepidoptera, Pyralidae. Gene Ontology annotation, molecular function: iron ion binding; stearoyl-CoA 9-desaturase activity.